Cucurbita pepo subsp. pepo (vegetable marrow) is the source of this 972-nucleotide messenger RNA. RefSeq lists its product as uncharacterized. The record is from RefSeq and is a predicted model, not a curated record. Lineage: Eukaryota; Viridiplantae; Streptophyta; Magnoliopsida; Cucurbitales; Cucurbitaceae.
AUGGGUUCCAACAUUCUCAGGAAUUUGGCACUAUUCUUCUUACUCUUCUCAGGUUCAAGUUUUGCAGAGAAACCUCCCAUACAAGAAGAAAAUCAACAAGACAUACCUCUGCAGAGUGAAGAAGAGAGAAAGAUCUUCUCUCCUUCAGUACAUUUCACUGAGUUGUAUGACGCCCCCAUUGUAAACCCAGCGACAACGCCAGGAGAAGUUCAAACUCCAACAGUAAACCCAACUACGUCGCCACAGACUGGACCGAACUCAGUAGACCCUAAUAUGAUGACUCCCACCACAGGGCCUGGAAACUCUGGUGGAGGUUCAUGGUGUAUUGCAAGCUCUGCUGCUUCCCCGACUGCUCUACAGGUGGCUCUUGACUAUGCUUGUGGCUAUGGCGGUGCAGACUGUUCGGCGAUUCAACCAGGGGGGAGCUGCUAUGACCCCAACACCGUGAAGGACCAUGCUUCUUAUGCCUUCAAUGACUAUUACCAGAGGAAUCCAGCUGCUACUAGCUGUGUUUUUGGAGGAACAGCUCAACUUGUUAGCACAGACCCAAGUAAUGGUAACUGUCACUAUGCAACAUCCAGAGCUGCACCAAGCCCCCCUCCACCUGCAGUUCCAAACCCAACACCACCGCCGCCUGUAAUCCCACCACCAACACCGCCCAUCACCACAAUACCAACCAUGACACCACCGGCUCCCACGAACCCAACUUUUACGCCCACAGAUCCAUCGAUGUAUGGUGCAGAACCAUCAGGCAUGCCCAGCUCAGCCACUUCAAUAUCAAAACGAUCACUGCUGCUCUUGGCCAUGACUUACCUUUUGGGUUCGCUUGUGGCAAAUCAUCUGUAAGCAGAAGGAAUCUCAUUUCUUCUCUCCACAGAGAGAUGGCAAUCGCUUAUUUGCUGCACAUUUUUGCAUUGUUAGACAUCAAUAUGAUAAAAAGAAAGAUUAUAUAGCAAGUUAUUGUUGUUACAC